UAGAAAAUUGUAUUCUUUCUGACAUCCUUGAGUGUCUUGAUUCACUGAAUUAAAACAAAGACUUUAUUGUUUUGGUUAAGAGCAUAAACAAAGACUUAUUCCAAAUCUUCAUCUUCCUUGAAUCUACACUCUUCAAAGUAUUUGUGUAGGGAGUCUAACUAUGGCUGACUGGUCGCUGCUUCCCAAAGACAUACUGGAACUAAUUGCUGGUCGUUUCAAGACAUGUUUUGAGAUAGUCCACUUACGAUCUGUCUGUAGCUCGUGGUGGUGUGCUCUGCCUCCGAAGAUUUCUCUCGGAAGCUUAGGCAAAAGAAGCCUUCUUCCCAUUUUCAAUGACAACCCUCGGUUCGAAGGCGAUGAGCAUUGCAUACUAAAAAAGAUUCCAGUUUUUCUCUUGAGAUUUGAGACCCCUUUUGGGAAUGACUAUUUGUUGGCAGCGAUGAGCGAGAAAAAAUCCGGUAAACAAAGGUUGUUGUCACCAUUAGAAAAUACUUAUAAGUAUAAAUAUGGAGUCACUCUCAACACUCUAAGUUCCCAAAUCAUCCCCUUGGGUCAGUACUACAAGGUACAAUUCUAUGCUAUAACGACGAGACGCUAUAGAACACGACGUGAAUGUUAUUCCAAAAGAGUUGCGUUUCUUCCAAUGGAUAGUGAAGACGGUAGAGAUUUUGCAGUUGUAGCGGGAGUGUUAGGGGAUUUAAUGAUGUACCGAAGCUGUGACAAGAAGUGGACUCUAAUCCAAGGUCGGUUUAAAUCAUAUCGAGAUAUAGUUUCAUUCAAAGGCAAGUUUUAUGUUGUAGAUACGAGUGGACGUGGCCAUGUCUUUGUUAUCGAACCCUCAUUCAAAGUUACCGAGAUCAGUUCAGUCACACAAUCUCACGAGACUUUUGAUGAGAGACUGGUUGUAUCAGGAGACGAGUUGUUACUUGUGCAGCGGUUUACGCCAGGAAAGUAUGGUGAUGAACAUAUGCAUACGUGGUUCAGAUUGUUUAGACUCGAAGAGGAAGGCCAAAGGAGAUGGGUUCGGGUUAAUGACUUAGAGGAUCAAUUCGUGUUUCUUGGAAUUGACUGGAAUCUAUGUUAUUCAUCAAAGGAGCUUUCGGGUAUGAAAAGGAACUGCAUUGUGGUCAUUGACCCAAAAACCGUCUUUGAGAGAAACCGUGUUUUUGACUUAGGAACCAGAAAGACCAGUAAGGCGGUUACCGAAUGCAGAGGCUAUAUGGGUGCGUUUGGCGAAAAUCAAGAAUCCUUGGCGUCUUGCGGAAUUAUGAUAAUGCCAAAUCCAAAAGUUGGCACCUAUGACACAUCAAUUGAAUCUGAAUAAGUUCCUCAAUCAUGUCUUCAAGUUUAUUUGUUUUUUGUUUGGUUGAUUGUUUUAGAUCAAGGAAACUUCGUUGGAAAUUUUAACUCAAUUUUACUACACGUUAGUAGA
This is a messenger RNA of Arabidopsis lyrata subsp. lyrata, 1432 nucleotides long. RefSeq names its product putative F-box protein At2g16290. The record is from RefSeq and is a predicted model, not a curated record. The transcript has 2 exons. Lineage: Eukaryota; Viridiplantae; Streptophyta; Magnoliopsida; Brassicales; Brassicaceae. Bases 161 to 1324 code for a protein of 387 amino acids.